AUGGUUUCUGAGUCAACAUCGCUCCUUGACGAGGUAUCUCGGCAUGAAGAAAUCUAUAACCGAUUUUCUCCUGCGAGGAAGAGGACAAUCGUGGCUCUCGUAUCAUGGAGCGCUAUGGUUCCCAUGUUCGCGUCAGGAACUUUUAUACCCGCAAUACCUCAAAUCGCACAUGAUUUGAACUCGACGGGGUCAACAAUCAGCUUGGCUGUUAGUCUAUCAAUGUUUGCUGCUUCACUGGGUGGUAUGACUUGUGCAACGUACAGUGGUUUCUAUGGACGACGACUAAUAUAUCUUGCCAGCAUUCCUUUUCUCACUCUCGGUUCCAUUGGCGUCGCCCUGUCACAUAAUGUCCCUGAGAUGAUGGUCUGGCGGUUUCUUCAAGCGUUUGGGACCUCUGGCGGAAUGUCUAUGGGAGCGGCGAUCAUUGGCGAUAUCUACAAAGUAACGGAACGUGGAUCAGCUAUGGGGAUAUUCUUCGGGGCGACUUUGCUUGGCCCAGCACUCGCACCUCUAGCAGGAGGAUGGGGAGCCCACUACGCGUCGUGGCGGUGGACACAAGCUACUCUAGCUCUCGCUGGGUUUCUCGCUUUCGUCUUGAUGUUGUUUUUCCUUCCAGAAACCAGCCACCCAGGAACUCGGGGGAUCGAUAAGAUGCACGAAGACGUAGAAAGCACCCCAAAACGAUGGACAUGGGUUUGGCUGAAUCCUCUCGCACCCCUGGCUCUUCUACGUAGUCCUCUUCUGAUGCUAAUGACAUUUGUUGGCGCAGCAAUCUCGAUAGCAUAUUAUGCGUUGUUCGUACCUAUCGCGUAUACUAUUGGUGCCAAAUACAACAUCACCAACGAGUUCAUUAUAGGAGCCUGCAUUCUGCCUGGAGGAAUAGGUAACAUAAUCGGCGCGCCAUUGGCAGGUCGCCUCUCCGACCGCGUAGUCAUCGCUUCUCGUAAGAAAUACGGCAUCGAUUCGUGGCGUCCAGAAGAGCGACUGAAGGCUGCCCUCGUCGGUGCGCUCAUCCUCGUCCCGCUCCCUGUCCUCCUUUCGGGGCUUAUCACACAAUACAUCGACGGCGAGCUCGGUCUCGUUCUGAACCUUAUAUGUUUCUUCAUCAACGGUGUUGGGGCGAAUACAGUCCUAACGCCUCUUUCGGCAUACAUGGUGGAUAUCAUGCAUUCCCGCAGUGCCGAAGUCAUGGCUGCUUCAUUGUGCUCCCGGGCAAUGAUACUUUCUGUAGCUGUUGCCUUCGUGUUGCCGUUGAUCAAGCUCUACGGUGUAGCCAUCGCCGACGGCGUCAUAUCAUUGAUCGGGUGGCUCGCGUUUGUUUUGUUGUGGGUGGCCAUACGAUACGGGAAGGAGAUGAGAGGCUGGGUAGAUAUAGGAUUCUCAACGGCAGAAGAUACCUAAGACAUGGUGUUUUAUAGAAAAUGGACAGAGUAGUGAUUGGGUAACCGUGACGACGCUAAGUCUGAAGGGCCUCGUUCUUCGAGAAUUGUUUUGCCGGACUAGCUGUAGAGGCUAAACUUAGCGAGGCCGCUCGGGCUACGUUGUGCAUCUGCGUUUCGAGAUGAUGGAAACUCGGCACUUCUGUACACCGAUGUACGGAAACCUGCUUCAACUUCCCUUUGGCCGGUGCUAUCCACGUAACCACCGUCCCCGUACGUUUCUUUCUCACCCACUUUCACUCUGCUGGAUCGUUUACAAGCGUGGAACCCGGCUAUUGAUAGCUCGGACCGUGUCUCCAUCACUGACAUCAGACAUAAAUACCCUAUACCGAUGUGAAAAGGCAUAAAUUCAUAAAUUUUACAUCCC
Molecule: messenger RNA, 1806 nt
Organism: Desarmillaria tabescens
Lineage: Eukaryota; Fungi; Basidiomycota; Agaricomycetes; Agaricales; Physalacriaceae
Product: MFS general substrate transporter
Exons: 12
Coding region: 1-1401 (466 amino acids)
Biological process (GO): transmembrane transport
Cellular component (GO): plasma membrane
Molecular function (GO): transmembrane transporter activity
Source: RefSeq, a predicted model, not a curated record